AUGUCAUUACGACUUCCGAGUCAAAACAAAUUCAGACCGACAUUCAAGCCAGGUCAAAAGAAAGCUCCCCCUGUUCGACCAUCUGCCAAUACUCCCGCAUCCAGUCAGCAGACCAUAGCCCCCUCCUUCUCUCAACCUCUACCAUCGUCUCAGAAAUCAGCACCCUCAUCCUCUCAGCCUUCUGCGCCUUCUUCCUUUGCGUCUCAACCUUCAGCUACAACUCCUACUGCAAGCACACAGAGCACAGCUCCGCCCGACAGCUCCCCUCAACCGACCCAAUCUACCAACCUGGUACCCAAAGCUAUCCCAUCUUCGCAGAUCCGAGCUAUACUAUCAAAUAAAUCAAGCACACCGAAUGUCACUAUUCCGACCCAGAGUAGUCCUGUCACACCUUCUGUGACUGUCAAGCUGAACGAAGCAAGCUCAGCUCCAUCUUCAAGCGCUACGGUCGUCCCCAUCCCCGCACCACCUACCCCUCAAUCAACAACAGCAAACCCGUCCUCGCAGACCACUAGUAGCCCAAAAACAACCAAAACUCCAUUGGGCCCUCCUCCGCCCCCCUCGCCAGUUUCAGCUCCCCGGUUAUCUCUCCUUGACGCAGCUCGAAAUCACACUUCCGAUACUCCCUCACCAGGUCAAAUCCGACGUCGCACACCAUCAAUCGCAUCUCGUUCUGAGCGCGCUCCAUCUGCUACACCACAACCUCAGCAAGCAUCCUCAGUAGCUCCCUCAAUCCGAGGAUCAUCGGUCACACCCCAAAACCCACGCGAACCCUCUGCUACACCUCAACCGCCAUCAUCGUUUGGCGCACCUCCAUCUUUGGGCGUUGCGCCUUCUCCUCGCCAACCUACAUCACGUCUUCCUCCUUCUUUAGGUGUAUCGUACGGCUCUGGAUUCCCACCUUCUCUUGGAACCACUUCACCGGCGCCAGCUCCUGCUCCCGUCGCAUCUCCAUCACGAGCAGAGGCUGAAGCAUUGGCUGCUGCUGCAGUAGGUACUAUCGGUCGAAUAGGAACGCAUCACACUUCGAAACGUCCAGCACGGCAAGGAGGUCGAAGGAGGGUGGCCAACAGUGCUUCUACAGGCUCGAAAACGAACGUACCCGUUGUGGAGAUUCCCAAUUCUAGAGCGACUAAGAAAGCUCCCAGAGUGGUCCGAGAGAAUACCGAAGAUAGGAGGACAAGCGAGGAAGAAGAAGAAGAAGAAGUGGAAAUUGAAGACCAAAGCGAUGCAGGUACAAACACGGGGGGGAAGAGGAGAUCCUCCGCUCAACUGACAGAAGAUGAAGAUGGACGACCUAUCAAGCGUCAAAAGAAAAAGAAACAGAAGAAAGCACCUGGAGUAGCUACCAUCUCCUUACAGGAUAUUCAACCCGAUGAACUAGUUGGAGAUCAGGUGGACGAAGUGGUCAUUACGAUGGGAGAUCUAGCUACAACUCUAGCUGCUCAGGGGAGAGUCUCGUCGAGGGCAAUCAGGAUAGACGAACAUAGACGAGAGGAGGACCAAAAGAAGAAAGAAGCUUCCAGACUUAGAGCUGAACAUGCCUGGAGAAGGGAUCAAAUCAAGAGAAGGAAAGUACGACAUACCAAGAAUAGGGAUCGGGCGAGAAGGCGAGAAGAGCUGGGUAAAUUGGGGAUGGAUGAGGGGAUUGUCAGUCCGGAUGAAGAUGAUUCGGAGGAAGAGUUUGAACCUGAACCUGAGAGGUUGACACCUGAAUCCACGCCUGAGCCUGACGCUCGAAGAGAAGAGUCGACAAGACUACAGGGAGAGGGAGAAGGAGAGUGGGAUGAAGAUGGAGAAGAAUACAAUGAUGUUCCUGUGGAUAAUAAUGUUGUACCAUCAUUUAUGGAUGGCGAGGACGAGGGUGGAAGUCAAGCAGGAGAGGAAGGAGAAGGAGACGACGAUGGAGGCGCAGAAUUGACUGCGGAGGAUAUAGCUGCUCAGGAAGAGGCUGAUGCCGAUAUGGCGGCAUUACGAGAAUUAGGGAUAAACAUUGUAGAUGAUGCAGGAGAAGGAGUAGAUGGAGAAGAAGAUUAUGAAGAACCUAAUUGGGAGGUUGAAGAUGAUGAUUAUCCUGAUAUCGAGGGAUAUCGAAGAGAUUUGGAGAGGGAUAGAAGAAGGAUUAGAGAACAGCAGGAAAGGGGUGAUGGGGAAGUGGUUGAGAUUAACGAUGAAACUAGGUUCAUCAAUGCUGCUAGUUUUGCCAAAUAUACUAAACCCCAACGAUGGACUACGACGGAGACUGAGUUGUUCUAUCAGGUGUUAGAAGAAACGGGUGAAAAUUAUUCAUUGAUGAAAGCUUAUUUCCCUGGACGAACUAUCAAACAGCUCAAGUUGAAAGGGUUGAAAGAGAAUAGGCUUAAUCCUGAUAAGAUGACUGCUGCUAUCUUAGCUAGAAGACCUUUAGAUAAAGAAUAUUUGACCAAAUCAUCAGGGUUUGAUUCCACCCGACCGUGGGAUAAGGAAGAAGCGUUAUUUGAAGAAGCUAAGAAUGAUGCGGAUAGAUUGAAGCGGUUGGAUAGUAUGAGACCUGAUGGCGAGAUUGAGGAAGUUGAUGAAGGUGAAGGUGGAGAAGGUGGAUUUGAUGAGACGAUGCUUCAGGAAUUAGACGCAGAGGAAGAUGUAGGUGAAGAACAGGAUGAAGAAGAAAAGGAUGGUGAGGAUGAAGAGCAAGUAAAUUAUCAGGAUAAUGAGGAAGAGUACUGA
Messenger RNA from Kwoniella botswanensis, 2706 nucleotides. RefSeq lists its product as uncharacterized. The transcript is spliced from 4 exons. Lineage: Eukaryota; Fungi; Basidiomycota; Tremellomycetes; Tremellales; Cryptococcaceae. The record is from RefSeq and is a predicted model, not a curated record. Gene Ontology annotation, cellular component: transcription factor TFIIIB complex. The coding region runs from base 1 to 2706 and encodes 901 amino acids. Gene Ontology annotation, biological process: RNA polymerase III preinitiation complex assembly. Gene Ontology annotation, molecular function: TFIIIC-class transcription factor complex binding.